Molecule: messenger RNA, 6108 nt
Organism: Amphiprion ocellaris (clown anemonefish)
Lineage: Eukaryota; Metazoa; Chordata; Actinopteri; Pomacentridae
Product: gamma-aminobutyric acid type A receptor subunit beta2
Exons: 10
Coding region: 444-2021 (525 amino acids)
Biological process (GO): monoatomic ion transmembrane transport; nervous system process; chemical synaptic transmission
Cellular component (GO): GABA-A receptor complex; neuron projection; membrane
Molecular function (GO): GABA-A receptor activity; neurotransmitter receptor activity; extracellular ligand-gated monoatomic ion channel activity
Source: RefSeq, a predicted model, not a curated record
AAGCUGGGUGAAUCCCUGUAGCUCAGAGGUUAAGUGCCUUGCUCAGAGACACCUAAUCGAGCAGGCAGCGGAAGAGCGAGUACGAAGAGACCACCCCACCCACUUCUUCCUCUUCUCCCCCGUGGUUUCAAACUACCGACUUCCCUCCAUCACAGUUCUCAAACAGUCCCACUAGGGACAAAAAAAAGAAAGGAAAAAAGGAAAGACAAAUCAGGGAGACCCCCGUGCGCUCCUGGAGUAACUUGAAGCCUUGAUUCUCCUUUAAAUUUCCUCCGUGUCUGGAACUGCCACUACCAUCAGCAGCAGCGGCGCUGCUUCUUGAUGUUGUGGUCGGGAAUACGCAUGCGCCCGGCAUUGGAAUUACUGCACAGGCAAGAAUAAGUUGGACCUCGUCCGUCUUCACUAAAAAAAAAAAAGGAAGAAAAAGAACUCAUGAUUUAAGUAUGGCAGUGUUCAGAAUAAGAAGAAUGAGGUGUUUUUGCGUCUGGUUGCUCCCCAUCAUAGUGGCUGUGGUGUGCGCCCAAAGUGCCAGUGUCAAUGACCCAAGCAAUAUGUCUUUGGUGAAAGAAACGGUGGAUAGACUCUUGAAAGGCUAUGAUAUACGAUUGAGGCCAGAUUUCGGAGGUGCACCGGUUGGAGUGGGGAUGAAUAUAGACAUAGCCAGCAUAGACAUGGUGUCAGAAGUAAAUAUGGACUACACAUUGACAAUGUACUUCCAGCAGGCCUGGCGAGACAAGCGGCUGUCCUAUUCUGAGAUCCCGCUCAACCUGACCUUAGAUAACCGAGUGGCUGACCAGCUCUGGGUCCCCGACACCUACUUCCUCAACGACAAGAAAUCGUUUGUCCACGGUGUCACGGUGAAAAAUAGAAUGAUUCGACUGCACCCGGACGGUACGGUGUUGUAUGGUCUAAGGAUCACUACCACUGCCGCUUGCAUGAUGGACCUGAGAAGGUAUCCGCUGGACGAGCAGAACUGCACCCUCGAGAUCGAAAGUUAUGGUUACACUACAGAUGACAUUGAAUUCUACUGGCGAGGAGGAGAUAACGCUGUGACUGGGGUGGACAAGAUUGAACUGCCCCAGUUCUCCAUCGUGGAUCAUAAGCUCAUCUCCAAGAAUGUUGUCUUCUCCACAGGUGCUUACCCUCGGCUGUCCCUGAGUUUUAAGCUGAAGAGAAACAUCGGGUACUUCAUCCUGCAGACGUACAUGCCUUCUAUCCUCAUCACCAUCCUCUCCUGGGUCUCCUUCUGGAUCAACUAUGAUGCUUCUGCUGCCAGAGUGGCUCUAGGGAUUACCACGGUGCUGACCAUGACUACCAUCAACACCCACCUGAGGGAAACUCUCCCCAAAAUCCCGUAUGUGAAGGCCAUCGACAUGUAUCUCAUGGGCUGCUUCGUGUUUGUGUUCAUGGCUCUGUUGGAGUACGCACUGGUAAACUACAUCUUCUUCGGUCGGGGGCCUCAGCGCCAGAAAAAAGCAGCUGAGAAGCUGGCUACAGCCAACAAUGAAAAGAUGAGGAUGGAUCCCAACAAGUGGCUUGUGGGGAAUGUAGUUGGCAGAGAUGAUACUCUGUAUGCGAGAAUGAAACAAAGGGAUCUCGAUGGCCACGACUCCAUGUGGGAACCGAUCUUUGUGGAUGACGCAGCAAUUGGACUUGGCGAUCAAAAGAAUAAGAUGGACCCACAUGAAAACAUCCUGUUGGGCACCCUGGAUAUCAAGAACGACAUGGGCGUCUCAGAGCUGGCUCUGGGUCUCAAUGACCCACGAAACACCAUGCUGACAUACGACAGUUCCACCCUGCAGUACCGCAAAGCAGGGCUGGCCAGGCACAACUUUGGCCGAAAUGCACUAGAGCGUCACAUGACUCAAAAGAAGAGCCGGCUACGGAGGCGCGCUUCACAGCUCAAAAUCACCAUCCCAGACUUGACUGACGUAAACUCUAUUGACAAAUGGUCGAGGAUGAUCUUCCCAACCGUUUUUUCCUUCUUCAACAUUGUUUACUGGCUUUAUUAUGUCAAUUAAAAGAGAGGAAAAAAAGGGACAUCAGUGAGGGCAAGAACAAACAGCAAGAUAUGUUGCUCAUUUUCUUCUUUGUAUCUGUUUUGUUUCAUAUUUAUGUGAUCUUCUAACUGAAGUAAUGCAUUCAGGACUGGAUCCAUCAUAUCGUGGAAUACUACAUUUUGCUGGCUAACACAUGAAAACCUUAUAGAAGAGAGAUUACAAAACAUAUAAGGUGCCUGUUCCUGAGUAUUUGUUUCAAAUGUUACAUAUUUUGUGAAUUGUGUAUCUUGACAUUUUUUUAGACGUUUGUUUGCAUUUUUUAUGUUUUUGUUACAUUAGAUUUACAGGAAGAACAAAAAAAAAACCAAUUAAUUGCCAAAACAUCAUAUCAAUUAGAAGCUGACGUUAUUUUGAAUUACUUUCACUGAUACCACUUAAAAGUGCUGAAGCAAGAUUCAGGUCAACAGAGAUUUCUAAGACUAAUUACAUCAGAGAAAUAAAUCUGUUGAAUUCAUUUCAUGGUAAUAAUAUUAAGGCGUGACAUAAAGGCCUGCAAUUCACAAUUUACAAUACCUUUUUUCUAUUGUAAUGUACUGGGGGCACUACUUCAUUUAUUUCUAAGUGUGAUCUCAGUUAUUUUUAAUACAGUUAUUAUGAGUAAUAUGAACUCGAACCUUUCCAAAAUUUCCAGGUGUUAAUUCAUAUUGCACUCAACAGACUUGUUAAAAUGUAGUAAUGUAAAGAAGCAGAAAGCAAAAUAGAGCCAAUUUGGAUUGUCCGUAAUGUCCACUAUGUCGACCUCAGAACAAAAUGUGAGAAAGAAAAAGUCUAAUAUUUAUCUUUAGCCACACUGGCUCUAUCUAUAUAUUAUAACUAUUAAUAUGUCUUUGGGGAAGAUUAUAUGUGGAGAAAGUAGUUUAGUAUUUAAGCAACUUUAUAUGUAAAUAUCGAGUGUAUAGCAUUUGUUAUAGGGAUAAUACAGCCCAUGAAAUUCCCUUUUCAGUUCUUUAAUCUCACUUUCUUUUUUUAAUCAGACAUUGCUGAUUAAAAAUUGCCCACAGUUGCUAAAAAAGGCACUUUAUUAACUAUGAUUAUUCUUUUGUGGUUUAAGAAAAACACAGAUAGCGAAGCUUGAAAGGACUCGAGAGGUCAGAAUGCAUAAAAGCACAAAAAUCAUCAAAUCUCACCUACUUACACUUUCAUUUCAAUAUUAUUUUUUGUGAUGAUAAUUUCUCUUCUAGGUUUAUAUGCUGUAUCUGCCUCCCAAGCCAGAUUUUUUUUUAUAAUUAAUACAGAUUCUUAGUAAUGUAUUGCAUCCACAUUGAAAAAAUAGAUCGAUAAUCACAAAAGGCGUUAAUUCAAAUGUAAUUUAUUGCAGAUAAUUACAGAUUAUUUACUACCACUGCUGUGCUUUUGACUGUAUGGUCACAAGUUGGAUUUUAUAAGUGGUUUUGCACACGACUCCUUCAAAGCCAUAGAGGCUGUACCGUAGUUCUUCUAAUACCUGGUGCUUACAGGGAGUUGUCUUCAGAGGAACUUUAUUAUUGAUAUUAUCACACGUUUCAGUUACAACAAGGUUAAAAUGUCAAAACCAAACAUAGGGCUGAAAUACACCAGAGUGUCAUAUCCCCCCCUCCCCUCUCUUCCUCGUAGAUCAGAAACACUGUCCGAAUGAAUGAACUGCGGCGUUACGGCCUCCGGAUCAGUCGUCAGAGAGUGAAACUGUCACAAGUUAGAGGGCCAGUUUCAUUACAAAGGAGGUCACAAUGAGUAGCAAGCGUAAACAUGAGCAUUUAUAAAGGAAAGAAGAGAACCUAAAACAAAAACUGGAAACUGGAGCCUUCAUCUUCUUCGCCUCACAUGCUUUUAUUGAGUUUGCUCAAAGCAACAAAGAUCUCAUCACAAAGGCUUCAUUGAAUCCUCAAACAUUAAUAUUGUAAUGUUUAAUUAAAGUAUAGCCACAUGACUCACUGCAUGCUCUGUACAGUAGUAACUCCUUCUGUUUUGAAUCAUCCUUUCCUUUCUUUCCAUUUAUGCUCUUUGUGUUUACCUCGUCUCACAAAUUAGCAUAUAUAUAUGUAUGUAAGUGCUGAUUUAAAUAUAUGAAAAAGUGUGUCUGAUGUUACAAAUAUUGAUAUUGAAAAUGUUCUCUGAAAGGCAUUUAACGGUAACAGUUCUGACUGUUUAAAGAACUUUCACAAGCACUGCCUGACAACUAAACUUUAACACUGAGCACAGUUCAAAGUAACAAAAAAAGCCCGGUUCAGUCAAAUCUGUGGACAUUUUCACCUCACUGGUCACUUUCACAUUGUGUUUCUAGUUCACAUACUAAGUGGAUUGUUGUAUUUUUUGAAUAGUCUUGGCGAUUCUUCUUAUCUUCUCUGUUUCUAAUAGACUUUUCUUUCCAACUUUAUUUUGUAAGUGUGCUUAAAAUUCAUUCAAAGGGGGAUCAAGUCAGUGUAUCCAGAGUUCUAUUUUAAAAAAAAAAAUCAUUAUUGGCAUGUAAAUAUCAGAUAGUAUAUUAAUAAUAAUACUAAUUUGGAGCAUAUUAUUCGUGUAAAUAAGUACCUAUGAGCUUUCUACAUAACAAAUAAAAUGAUAUUUCAGUAUAAUUUCUACCGCAGUGAUAUGAGAAUGCGAAGGCUGAUGCAAAACUUUGUAAAUAGUCUAUUUUACAGUGUCACCUGAUCACUUUUUUGUUUCUCUUCGCUCAUUCAUCGAAGCACACGUCAUCGUCGUUUAUUUUUUUGCCAAAAUGUAAACAUGUAUUCAUGAAUGUAGUUGAUAUUCUUUUGCAGCAUGUAUUUGCGGUGAUGUGUCAGCAAAAGUGUAACGAUUUUCUUGUACCAAUGAUCAGCUAAAUACAGCUUAAUGUAUGCCACCUUUUCAAAGACACACACACACACACAUACACACAUACACACACUCACUCAACACUAAGGGUGAUAAAAAGGCAAGUGAUGCCUUAAUAUCAAUCCCAAAUUCAACCAUCUCAGGUCAGCACAAUUUACACUACUAACAACACCACAGAUUCAAUAAUUGUACUGAAAGAAAAGUAGCUUAGUGAGCUUGUUUCGGAUGUUUUCUCGACAAUUUGUUUGGUUUCUCUGUUUACCACACAUCCCAUGAUACUGUAUACAGUACACACUUACAGUACUAACAGUAUGGCACAGUUCUUCAGCAUAGGCGGAAUAUGAAACUCUUUGUAAAGUCUCGAAAAAUCCACCUCAGCCAUAGACGUGUCUGAAGCUACCCGAUAUAAAUAUCUUUCUUAAUCUUCUGAAUAAUACUGUAUGUGGUAUGACAUGGUGUGUCUGAGUGUGAGAGUGUGUAGUCGGGUGUAUGUUGGCCAGACACUAAUGUGUUUUCCAGAGCACACUGGCAACUGGCAAGAAAGUUCUGCUUCAUAAGUUCUACACUUUGGAUAUGUGUUUGUACUUCACAGCGCUUUUUGGUUUCAGAUAUUUUUAUACUUAUAUAUUCCAGUGUAAAAAAAACAAAACUGCAAACAUUGUUGUUUGGCAAAACCUUGUACACCCAAUUUUGGCAAUUUUCAUAUUUAUACUAUACAGAAUGAUUACAUCGUCCUCUAUGGGAUACUGAGAUCUUGUAUGCUAAUGAAAUCCUUUCAUAAUACCUUGUGUAAAAUUACAAACAAAUAUAUAAUAAUACAUGGUUGUAGAUGGUUUGAAAAAGGCUUUUUUUCUUUAUUUCUAGAAAAUUUUAGUUUUUUUUUUUUUUUAAAUGCAUCAGACAGCAGAGUCUUCUCGGGAGAGUAGGGACAGACUGACAUCCUAAAAGCCUAAAUGACACAUCUUGGUGACAGUGUAUGUUUGCACACACUCACAGAAGAAGCCUUAGCCUCCUGCUGCCCUGGGCUUUCACUCUGAGCAGCAUCAAUCCUUCUUACCCUCUCAACACCCUCCACCUUUGGAAAAAAUAAAAAAUAAAAAAAAUCCUUGUAUGUGCCACUCACGAGAACAUUCCCAGAAAACCCAGAGCUGUACCCUUCUCAAAGAUAAGCCCUGUAAAAGUCAGUGUCUGUCUUUACUAUGAAAAACCAAUGGAAAUUAAUACAUUGUCAAUAAAUAUUGUAUACAGUUCUAAA